Messenger RNA from Gorilla gorilla gorilla (western lowland gorilla), 9726 nucleotides. RefSeq names its product class II major histocompatibility complex transactivator (gene CIITA). Bases 394 to 3834 code for a protein of 1146 amino acids. The transcript has 20 exons. NCBI's taxonomy places the organism in Eukaryota, Metazoa, Chordata, Mammalia, Primates, Hominidae. Gene Ontology annotation, biological process: positive regulation of MHC class I biosynthetic process; positive regulation of transcription by RNA polymerase II; positive regulation of MHC class II biosynthetic process. The record is from RefSeq and is a predicted model, not a curated record. Gene Ontology annotation, molecular function: ATP binding; protein binding.
AAUAGCUCAGUUAGCUCAUCUCAGGGGCCAUGUGCCCUGGGAGGUGGUUUGCCACUUUCACGGUUGGACUGAGUUGGAGAGAAACAGAGACCCACCCAGGGGUGGGGACAAGCUCCCUGCAACUCAGGACUUGCAGAUCACUUGCCCAAGUGGCUCCCUAGCUCCUGGCUUCUGGCCCGGGGCCUGGGACUCUCCCCGAAGUGGGGCUGGCCACUGUGAGGAACCGACUGGAGGCAGGGACCUCUUGGAUGGCCCAGGCAGUUGGGAUGCCACUUCUGAUAAAGCACGUGGUGGCCACAGUAGGUGCCUGGUUGCUCCACAGCCUGGCCCGAGCUCAGCGCUGCAGAAAGAAAGUGAAAGGGAAAAAGAACUGCGGGGAGGCGGGGAGGUAGGAUGACCAGCAGACAAGCUGCCACAGACUUGCCGCGGCCCCAGAGCUGGCGGGAGGGAGAGGCCACCAGCAGCGCGCGCGGGAGCCUGGGGAACAGCGGCAGCUCACAGUGUGCCACCAUGGAGUUGGGGCCCCUAGAAGGUGGCUACCUGGAGCUUCUUAACAGCGAUGCUGACCCCCUGUGCCUCUACCACUUCUAUGACCAGAUGGACCUGGCUGGAGAAGAAGAGAUUGAGCUCUACUCAGAACCCGACACAGACACCAUCAACUGUGACCAGUUCAGCAGGCUGUUGUGUGACAUGGAAGGUGAUGAAGAGACCAGGGAGGCUUAUGCCAAUAUCGCGGAACUGGACCAGUAUGUCUUCCAGGACUCCCAGCUGGAGGGCCUGAGCAAAGACAUUUUCAUAGAGCACAUAGGACCAGAUGAAGUGAUCGGUGAGAGUAUGGAGAUGCCAGCAGAAGUUGGGCAGAAAAGUCAGAAAAGACCCUUCCCAGAGGAGCUUCCGGCAGACCUGAAGCACUGGAAGCCAGGUGAGCCCCCCACUGUGGUGACUGGAAGUCUCCUAGUGGGACCAGUGAGCGACUGCUCCACCCUGCCCUGCCUGCCACUGCCUGCGCUGUUCAACCAGGAGCCAGCCUCCGGCCAGAUGCGCCUGGAGAAAACCGACCAGAUUCCCAUGCCUUCCUCCAGUUCCGCGUUGAGCUGCCUGAAUUUCCCUGAGGGACCCAUCCAGUUUGUCCCCACCAUCUCCACUCUGCCCCAUGGGCUCUGGCAAAUCUCUGAGGCUGGAACAGGGGUCUCCACUAUAUUCAUCUACCAUGGUGAGGUGCCCCAGGCCAGCCAAGUACCCCCUCCCAGUGGAUUCACUGUCCAUGGCCUCCCAACAUCUCCAGACCGGCCAGGCUCCACCAGCCCCUUCGCUCCAUCAGCCACUGACCUGCCCAGCAUGCCUGAACCUGCCCUGACCUCCCGAGCAAACAUGACAGAGCACAAGACGUCCCCCACCCAAUGCCAGACAGCUGGAGAGGUCUCCAACAAGCUUCCAAAAUGGCCUGAGCCGGUGGAGCAGUUCUACCGCUCACUGCAGGACACGUAUGGUGCCGAGCCCGCAGGCCCUGAUGGCAUCCUAGUGGAGGUGGAUCUGGUGCGGGCCAGGCUGGAGAGGAGCAGCAGCAAGAGCCUGGAGCGGGAACUGGCCACCCCGGACUGGGCAGAACGGCAGCUGGCCCAAGGAGGCCUGGCUGAGGUGCUGUUGGCUGCCAAGGAGCACCGGCGGCCGCGUGAGACACGAGUGAUUGCUGUGCUGGGCAAAGCUGGUCAGGGCAAGAGCUAUUGGGCUGGGGCAGUGAGCCGGGCCUGGGCUUGUGGCCGGCUUCCCCAGUACGACUUUGUCUUCUCUGUCCCCUGCCAUUGCUUGAACCGUCCGGGGGAUGCCUAUGGCCUGCAGGAUCUGCUCUUCUCCCUGGGCCCACAGCCACUCGUGGCGGCCGAUGAGGUUUUCAGCCACAUCUUGAAGAGACCUGACCGUGUUCUGCUCAUCCUAGACGCCUUCGAGGAGCUGGAAGCGCAAGAUGGCUUCCUGCACAGCACGUGCGGACCGGCACCGGCGGAGCCCUGCUCCCUCCGGGGGCUGCUGGCCGGCCUUUUCCAGAAGAAGCUGCUCCGAGGUUGCACCCUCCUCCUCACAGCCCGGCCCCGGGGCCGCCUGGUCCAGAGCCUGAGCAAGGCCGACGCCCUAUUUGAGCUGUCCGGCUUCUCCAUGGAGCAGGCCCAGGCCUACGUGAUGCACUACUUUGAGAGCUCAGGGAUGACAGAGCACCAAGACAGAGCCCUGACCCUCCUCCGGGACCGGCCACUUCUUCUCAGUCACAGCCACAGCCCUACUUUGUGCCGGGCAGUGUGCCAGCUCUCAGAGGUCCUGCUGGAGCUUGGGGAGGACGCCAAGCUGCCCUCCACGCUCACGGGACUCUAUGUCGGCCUGCUGGGCCGUGCAGCCCUCAACAGCCCCCCCGGGGCCCUGGCAGAGCUGGCCAAGCUGGCCUGGGAGCUGGGCCGCAGACAUCAAAGUACCCUACAGGAGGACCAGUUCCCAUCCGCAGACGUGAGGACCUGGGCGAUGGCCAAAGGCUUAGUUCAACACCCACCGGGGGCCGCAGAGUCCGAGCUGGCCUUCCCCAGCUUCCUCCUGCAAUGCUUCCUGGGGGCCCUGUGGCUGGCUCUGAGUGGCGAAAUCAAGGACAAGGAGCUCCCGCAGUACCUAGCAUUGACCCCAAGGAAGAAGAGGCCCUAUGACAACUGGCUGGAGGGCGUGCCACGCUUUCUGGCUGGGCUGAUCUUCCAGCCUCGCGCCCGCUGCCUGGGAGCCCUAGUCGGGCCAUCGGCGGCUGCCUUGGCGGACAGGAAGCAGAAGGUGCUUGCGAGGUACCUGAAGCGGCUGCAGCCGGGGACGCUGCGGGCGCGGCAGCUGCUGGAGCUGCUGCACUGCGCCCACGAGGCCGAGGAGGCUGGAAUUUGGCAGCACGUGGUACAGGAGCUCCCAGACCGCCUCUCUUUUCUGGGCACCCGUCUCAUGCCUCCUGAUGCACAUGUACUGGGCAAGGCCUUGGAGGCGGCGGGCCAAGACUUCUCCCUGGACCUCCGCAGCACUGGCAUUUGCCCCUCUGGAUUGGGGAGCCUCGUGGGACUCAGCUGUGUCACCCGUUUCAGGGCUGCCUUGAGCGACACAGUGGCGCUGUGGGAGUCCCUGCGGCAUCAUGGGGAGACCAAGCUACUUCAGGCAGCAGAGGAGAAGUUCACCAUCGAGCCUUUCAAAGCCAAGUCCCUGAAGGAUGUGGAAGACCUGGGAAAGCUUGUGCAGACUCAGAGGACGAGAAGUUCCUCGGAAGACACAGCUGGGGAGCUCCCUGCUGUUCGGGACCUAAAGAAACUGGAGUUUGCGCUGGGCCCUAUCUCAGGCCCCCAGGCUUUCCCCAAACUGGUGCGGAUCCUCACGGCCUUUUCCUCCCUGCAGCAUCUGGACCUGGAUGCGCUGAGUGAGAACAAGAUCGGGGACGAUGGUGUCUCUCAGCUCUCAGCCACCUUCCCCCAGCUGAAGUCCUUGGAAACCCUCAAUCUGUCCCAGAACAACAUCACUGACCUGGGUGCCUACAAACUCGCCGAGGCCCUGCCUUCACUCGCUGCAUCCCUGCUCAGGCUAAGCUUGUACAAUAACUGCAUCUGCGACAUGGGAGCCGAGAGCUUGGCUCGUGUGCUUCCGGACAUGGUGUCCCUCCGGGUGAUGGACGUCCAGUACAACAAGUUCACGGCUGCCGGGGCCCAGCAGCUCGCUGCCAGCCUUCGGAGGUGUCCUCAUGUGGAGACGCUGGCGAUGUGGACGCCCACCAUCCCAUUCAGUGUCCAGGAACACCUGCAACAACAGGAUUCACGGAUCAGCCUGAGAUGAUCCCAGCUGUGCUCUGGACAGGAGAAGGAAACCGAGGCUUAGGAGAUGAAGUCUGAGGUGUUGGUGGAGCUGGGAUUUAAACCAAAAUAUGUCCAACUGCAAAGCAUGUAAGUAACAAUUUUAGAGGGUAUAUGGAGGUGACCCUAAGUAACAAGGAAUCACAUAUAGUGAGCAAGCAAUUUGCUUUUCAGUUUUUGGUCAAUCCUUAUGAUUAUUUAGAGGAGAAAGUUCAGUUUGGUGCUAGUAUAUCUUAUGUUUAUCACCCGACAGUUGUUAAUCUCUUUUUAACAAAGAAUACAGGCCAAGGCCCUGUGUCUUUAGCUGGCUUUGGUAUUUGGCCAAAAGUUAAUAACUUUGGCAGUUAGUGUUUUUAUCCGUGCCAAGUGAUGAUGAUUUUCUCUUUAGUGACAGACAUUUUUUAAAAAAUAAAUUCACAUAAGAAAGUAGUUUUACAGACGAAGCACUAAAACUAGUGCAUUUCAUCUUAAACUGCAAAUUAUAAAGGGAAUAAUAGUAACUUGACAGCGGAGAGACCUGGCAGACACCACCUUCACCAACUGAUCAAAGUUAACAUUGCCAGAAAGGGGACAGACGGCAUGUGCCUCUCGAUAAGAUGCACUGAAGACACACACUCACUUCUGCAAUAUUCCUGCCAAGAAUGCCUCAUCUGAAUCUAAUCUCGAGUAUAACCAUCAGACAAACCCAAAUUGAGACACAGUUUACAAAACACCAGCCUUGUACUCUGCUAAUAUGUCAAUGUCACGAGAGAGAAAGACAGACUGAGGAGCUGAUCCAGACUGAAGAAGGCUCAAGAUUAAUGCAAAAGCUGAUCUGGGAUUGCAUCUUGGACCUCAACUCUCCCCUUUUUAUUGUUAAGGGACACUAUUGGGACAAUUUUUUUUUUUUCUUUUUGAGACAGGGUCUUGCUCAGUCACCCAGGCUGGAGUGCAGUGGUGCAAUAAUAACUCACUGCAGCCUUGAACUCCCAGACUCAAGCGAUCCUCCUGCCUGAGCCUUCCGAGUAACUGGGACUAUGGGCGUGUAUCACAACAUCUCACUAUUUUUUUUUUUUCCUACUUUUUGUAGAGACGGGGUCUCACUAUGUUGCCCAGGCUGGUUUCAAACUCAAGUGAUCCUUCCACCUCAGCCUCCAUAAAAUUUGAAUAAAGUUGUAGAUGAGAUUGGUCAUAGGAUUGUAUAGUGUAUCAAUAUUAGAUUUGCUGAUUUUGACAACCCUACUGUGGUUAUGCAAAUUUGUCCUUGUUCUAAGGAAAUAAAUACUGAAUUAUUUAGGAGUAAAGGUGCAUAAUGAACCCAUUUUCAAAUGCUUAUGAAAAUUACACAUAUACACAUGUGUGCAUAUACACAGGCAUGCAUAUACAAACAGAGGGAAGAGCAUGCACGUGUACAUGAGCAAAGUGCUAACUGAUGCAACUGGUGAGUUUGGGUGGGCAUUCUUUGUGCUCUUGCAACUUCUGUAAGUGUGAAAUUACUUCAUAACAGAGGUUUUUGUUUGUUUGCUUUUAAUUCAGGAAAAAGUUGCAAGAGUGCGUAUGAAACAGGCCUGGCAGAAACUAUGAGCUGGUGUUCCAAGGUUGGGGAUGGGGAGCCCUCACUGGAGGCACCCCUCAAACCCUCGGUACUGUGGCCAGGGAACCGGGCUGGCAGUCUUACUUGGCUUUGUUCCCUCGGCCGCCACUUCCCCAUUCUGUGCCUCCAUUUAUUUGUGAGACAGGGAUAAAGAGGUCUGCCACUUUUAUUGUGAUCUUAGGUUUCCCAAAAGCAGAGUAUGCUUUCAGAAGUUCUGGGAGGAAAGCUAGCAGAUAAACCAGAAAUAUGAAUAUCCAAAUUGAGAGAAGCCCUCACUUUCUUAGUUCGGCAAAACAGACACAUGAGCUGUAAGUGGGGCAGACCCUGCCUGUUUCUUGGCUGAAAUCUCCAGUUUGUAUAAUUCAGGGCUAAGAGAGCAGGGCUCUUGACAUCUCACUGUCUUGAGACACAUACUGGGGUUUUCUCCUGUCUGAAGACGCAGCUGGCACCAAUGUACCCUGUGGCCAAGGACCUUCUGGGUGAGCCUCAUGUCAGGAGCAGAGCUGGAGAGGUGGCCAGGCCUGGGGGUAUACUUGCCUCACUGUGUCACCAUUGUCUGUCUCUUGCUUAGAUGACAGCCACAGCUUCCUGGCCUGAUUUCCUGCAUCCGCCCUGACCCCUGGCUGUGGGAUCUCCCAUAACUCGAAUCUGACUGUGCUCCCGCGGAAGGUUUGGGUUUCUGACCUGGGCAGCUCUAUGUCCGGCACAGGGGUUCUGCUGAUAGCACAGGCCACAGAUUGGCAAGGAGGGACCAGGUUAGGAAGGAGCAGCUGUGGUUCCUAGUUGGGAGAUAACCGAAGCCUAGGAAAUCCUGGAAUAAGAUAGACCAAUGCGUCGAUAACCCUCAGCUCCAAAUCUGAGCUGCACCAGGACAAGCCGACUCUGGUGGCAACGUUCUCCAGUCUCUGCAUUUUCAGCUCGCUGUGUGCCAAGAGAGGGCUGGCAGGUACCAGCAGCUUUCACUUUCAUUAGGAACCGGGACGAAUAGUCCAACUGAGCUGCCUCUGCACCAGAACUGCUGGGAUGUGAGGACUCUCCCUGGCUCCCAGGCCAGCCACUGCGGCCCUUUCUCCUGGGAAGGAGGGAGCUCCCGAUUCCCCAUUCCCUGCUCCUGGGAAACAAUUAACACUCUAGGAAAACCACAGAGCCGGCUCUCCAGGGUUCUGGUGCCCUGGGGACCACAGGGCAGCAAGAAAGUUCUCCUAAGGGUCCUGGGGCUGGGAAGGCAGAGUGGGAAGUCUCCCCCAGCUAGGCUAGACCUGGACCUCCCUGGCACUCAGGCAGCCUAUCCUCUUCUGCUCACAGGAUAUAAAUAUUCAUGCAUGAGUAUAGGUGCAGGUUUGUACAUUUGCAAGGGCAUGGGUAUAACACACUUUCCAUUGUAUCCGACUAUGAAUAUGAGUGGUUAAUAUUAAUACAUCUCUUACUAUAUACAAGGAGGUCUAAGUGCUUUAUGUAUAUCUCACCUAAUCCUCACAACAAGGGAGAUUUUCAUUAUUUCCAUCUUCUAGAAGAGGAAACCAAAGUACAGGGAGGUUAAGCAGCAUGCCCAAGGUCACAGCUACCCUGGGAUGUGAACCCAGGUCCCUGGCUCUUAACCAUGACCCUAAUACUGCCUCCUCAAGUAGGUGCUCAGCAAAUGUUUGAGGAACUGAAUUAUGUGGGUCCACACAUAAGAGAGAAAAAAAAAAAGAGGGAGCAAAAGUAGGUGCACCUGUUCAUCUUGAGAUUCAUCCUGGGCCCCACUGUGUGACAUGCUCCACGCCCUUAGUCACUGUUUCCUGGAUUGGCGUGUGGGGAACACAUGUGACCACAUGAGAAUGGCUGAGAAAGAGCAGGACUGACUACCGGCGUUCCCCUGCUUAUGGAAAGGGGCGUGGAGAUGAGGCUCGGUCAGAUCAUCUUGAGGUCUUUCCUGGUGGCUUCCCUGCUGCUAGCCACCCCUCUCAUACCCUGGGGUUCUGAGCUUCCUCGGCACUUGGGGGCAAGGCCUCCUUGGCUUGGAUUUGAGGGUGGGGAGGAGGGAAGGCUGUGCAUGGCUUCCACCAUUUCUCCAGGCCUCCCCACUUCCCAGGGUCAGGCCCUGACACCCCGAGAGCUUUGCAAGGGUGUCCCUGAGAGAUAUUUCCUGGUGUUUCUGCUUAAACAGCGUUUGCUGCAAAAUAUGUCGAAGCAUUUGGGAUUCAGUUUUUAGUUCAGAAUAUGCCAAUGUUUUCAUUUGGAAGGGGAAGUGUUUCUGUUGAUGUGGUAAAGAGAUAAAAUAAGACGUUCCUCACCAAGUUAUACUUCUUCAAAGUCAAAUGCUUGGCUUGGAGACAGGGAUUUAUCUUGGGAUCGCAGGCCCUUAGCACACGGCCUGACAGAAGAGCAGGCAGGGUCAGUCUGUUGAACGAGUGAGUGCAUAUGCAAAGGGCCUAGACCCAGGAGUGCGAUAGAAUCAAUGCUCAGUACAGAUUUUGAAUGGAUUCCAUAGGUUCUACUUUUGAGAGUUGUUCUCAGUCUGUUCAUGUUUCUCUAUCUUCACUAAACUCCCCUCAUCCAAGCCUCUGUCACCUCUGGCCUGCACAACUAACAGCAUCCGAGGUGGUGGCCCUGCUUCCCCUCUUAUCCCUCAGCUCAUUCUGUCCACAAUUGCCAGAGUCAUUUUUGCAAAACGGGAAUGGGACUGUGUCAUCUCCUGCCUAUAACCUUCCAAUGGCUUUCCACUGCUCUUGGCUAUGGCCUUCCAGGUCCUCCAUGGUAUGGCUCCCACCCACCUCACUGACCUUUCCUGGGGCUGUUCUCCAGCCACAUGGGCCUCCUUUUGGUUGCGGAAAAACCAACUCUCUCUCACCUGAAGGUCUUGGCACCACUGGUUCCCUCAGCCUGGACUGCUUUUCUCCAGAUCCUUCUAUCAAAUUAAGGCUCAGCUCAAAAGCAUCAUCUCCUUAGAGAGGCUUUCUCUGACCCCUCAGCUAAAGCAGCCCACCAUCUCUAUCCUACCGUUUCACUUCUGUUUCACUCCAUGUCUACACCUACAGAGACCGUCUACUAGAUGCCAGGCACAGUUUUAAGUGUUGAGGACAUGGCAGUGAACACAACAGGGAAGCUCAUGUCCUUCUUGCCUGCCUUCAAAGUUCCGAAAAAAUCUGAUUCUGUUUGGGUUCCUACUAGUCUUCCUCACCAAGCGCCAAAGGGCCAAGGCUUGGUCUGUCUUGUUCACUGUGUUCAAUCACCAGGCACUGUACUGAACCAACAAGCAUUCAUUCUGUAAAAGAACGGACGGAUGGAUGGCAGGCAGGCAGGCAGGCAGGCUGGGGAGGUGUGCAGAGCACCUGGCACACACUCCCCCUGGCACUUGGUUCUUGCUAAGAUCUUACUGAGCUCAACUGAAGCUUUCUUCAAAGAAAUCUCACUGUGAACCCAUUAGGAGAGCCCUCUGCCCCCAGCUAUGCUGUCAGUAGGUCCUACCCCACCCUGUACCACCAUCUGCAACAGACUCAAUGUUUGUGUCUCCUCAAACUUCAUAUGUUGAAACCCUGAUCCCAAAUGAUGGUAUUGCGGGGUGAGGCCUUAGGGAGGUGAUUAGGUCAUGAAGGCAGAGGCUUCAUGGAUGGGAUUAAUGCCCUUAUAAGAACAGUAAGAGAUAAAUGUUUAAGUCCCCCAGCCUAUGGUGUUCUGUUAUAGCAGACUGAACUAAGACACCCUCUGCCUGUGGUUGUCUUGGCAAAGCCAGGUAAUGCAGGAGAGGGGUGGACUCAGCCUGCUUGCAGUGAAUGGCAUUAGUGUCUAUUUUCCUAAAGGAGCCCUUGCCCACCAUAUCUCAGCAUCCCCUCUUCAUUGCCACUUAGACCCUGUGCCCAGUGACACUCCAGUACUGUCCAGUCUCAGGGGCUGAGCCAAGGCGUUCCUGCCUGCCCUGUGACCCUCACCAGACCUGGCAGCUGCCUGACAGCUUGUCUGGCUCAUGUGUUCUCUCUAAUUGAGUCUAGCUGCCUCUCUUCCUUGUGACUAUGACCAAGUCUUACUCCUUCCUGGACCUUCAUUUCCCUACCUCUCACAUACACAGUGGGCUGGAUGCUGGAUGCAAAGCUCCCUCGUCACAGCCCCAAAGACAGGACUUGACCAUCUCAGUGCAAUGACCCUGUGGUGCCUUCUCCCGAGGACCUAAGAGCCCCCUGAGCGCUUGCAAACACUGCAGACAAAGCGAGCCCUAGCACCAGCUCCCUGCCUGCCUGUUCUGUGAAGGGAGCCUACAAAACUGGCAGCCCCUGCAGUUCUGAGCUGCAGAACUGAUGAGCUGGGGCACCCUGAAACCUGACU